Polyodon spathula (Mississippi paddlefish) is the source of this 2435-nucleotide messenger RNA. RefSeq names its product EGF containing fibulin extracellular matrix protein 2a (gene efemp2a). Bases 213 to 1520 code for a protein of 435 amino acids. Gene Ontology annotation, molecular function: calcium ion binding. NCBI's taxonomy places the organism in Eukaryota, Metazoa, Chordata, Actinopteri, Acipenseriformes, Polyodontidae. The transcript has 11 exons. The record is from RefSeq and is a predicted model, not a curated record.
ACCAAUCAGGAAUGCAGGAAUUCUGAUCCGCCAGGAGGGGGGCGAGGGGGCUGGGCUAACCCCCCCACGGACUAAAAGACCAGUCUCCCGCAUGAAACCUAGAGAAACCUUUGUCUGUUUGCAAAAACACGCCUGCAGAUUACCAGCGAGAGAGAGCGAGAGUCUGCUCUACAGCAGCAGCAGAACAGGAGGAAAAAACAAAGAAGAGUCUUAUGAUGAAGCUGGUUUCGUCUCUUCUCUUCAGCCUGGCUCUGCAUGCAGCUAUUUCUCAAGAAGCCUCAGAAAGUGACACCUACACGGAAUGCACAGAUGGAUACCAGUGGGAUUCUCAGACGCAGCACUGUAAAGAUAUCAACGAGUGUGAGACGAUCCCAGGCGCCUGCAAGGGGGAGAUGAAGUGCUUCAAUCACUACGGGGGGUACCUGUGCCUGCCCCGCUCCGCCUCUGUCAUCGCUAACAACGAGGUGAGCGGCGGCCCCAGUAGCGAUUGUUGCCUAACAACGCCGCCGGCCCGGAGAUCUACCCCACGGGGGUCUCUCUCUCUCUCUCUCUCUCUCUCUCUCUCUCUUUCUCUCUCUCUAACGACUGUCUCGUUUCUCUCCAUUCCUUCCCCAGACAUCGAUGAGUGUGAACGGGAUUUGCACGACUGCCAGCCGAGCCAGCAGUGCGCGAACACGCCCGGGGCGUUCACCUGCACCUGCCCGGCCGGCUACCGCAAGGUCGGCACGGAGUGCAUCGAGGUUACACACCUCCCUCCUGGUUUCACCGACGCUCCCUCCUCUGCUUUGUCUCCAGACGUCAACGAAUGUGACAUGGGCGCCCCCUGCCAGCAGCGCUGUUAUAACACCUACGGGACUUUCAUCUGCCGCUGUGACCAGGGCUACGAGCUGGGGCAGGAUGGCUUUGCCUGCAAUGAUAUUGAUGAGUGCAGCUACUCCAGCUACCUGUGCCAGUAUCGAUGUCAGAAUGAGCCAGGGCGGUUCUCCUGUGUCUGCCCGGAAGGGUACCAGCUGCUGGGCACGCGGCUGUGCCAAGAUAUCAAUGAAUGUGAGACAGGAUCUCACCAGUGCACUGAAUCUCAGACCUGCAUCAACAUCCACGGGGGAUACCAGUGUGUGGAGAACAACCGCUGCCAGGAGCCCUACGUCCAGGUCGCUGACAACCGCUGCGUGUGUCCUGUCAGCAAGCCGUCCUGCCGGGAGCUCCCCUUCUCCAUCGUCCAUCGAUACAUGAGCAUCACCUCGGACCGGACCGUCCCGUCCGACAUCUUCCAGAUUCAGGCCACCAGUGUCUAUCCCGGAGCCUACAACACCUUCCGAAUUCGGUCUGGAGAUGAGGAAGGAGAAUUCUACAUCCGGCAAAUUAACAACAUCAGCGCCAUGCUGGUUCUGUCCCGGCCCGUGACUGGACCCAGAGAGUACGUCCUGGACCUGGAGAUGGUGUCAGUCAACCCGCUGAUGAGCUACCAGACCAGCUCUGUCCUGAGGCUCUCCGUCCACGUGGGACCACACUCCUUCUAGACUGCCCUCUCUGCGCCAAGGAACUAGGGGGGUGGGAGGGGCAAACUUCACAGAGCAAAUCCGCAUCUGCACAGAGGGGGUGGAGUGGGGGGGAGGGGGUCCGGAUAGUGAAUUAAGAACACCUGCCAUAGCACUGUCAUCCUGCGAGGCUGCAAAGUGGUUAGAAUUGUUCCUGGUCAAACGUCCAGGCAUUUGGAAUGCAAAAAUCAAUUUGCAAUCUUUCGUGUCAGUAAUAAUAUAUACAAGCUCUCAAGUGUCAGGAUCAAUAAAUAUAGGAAACUAACUCGAGCAGACAGAGGCGGGGUAGUGUCGCCUUCCGCGUGCGCAGACACCUGUCUUUAUUUUAAUAAGCGCCACCUAAUGGACAGUUGGUGUAUUGCAAGCAAAAAAAUAAUUAAUGAAAAGUUAGUUCCGAAGUGUACGUUGAUGUAGGCGCGGUUUUUAUCUGCUUGACUUUAGUCUCUUGUAGUUCCAGAAACGCUCAAAGGAAACGUCAUAAGUUUUUAAUGCCAAAUGUUUCGACCUAGAAGUCUUUCCUCAGCCUCUUCCAUUGAUUCGCGUUAAAAGUGAGGUUCGAAAAAAAUCAAAAAGCCACACCAAUUAAUAACAGAUUUUUCUUUUUUGUUUGGUUUUGUUUAUCGUAAUAACUUAUUAUAAACCAUCUUUAGUUAAAAAGAACAAGACAAAAAAAAGCUGGCUGUAUUUAUUUUAACAAUUAAAAAAAAAAAAAACAUUUUUGACUAACUUUUAAUAUUUAGCUACUGUGUAUUAUCGAACAAAGUGAAAAAAUGCUGUCGAGAUUGUCGUCCCUUGAAACGUGAUCUCGUCGCUAAUGGUACUCCGAGAUCCUGGGAAUUAUUAUUAUUAUUAUUAUUAUUAUUAUUAUUAUUAUUAUUAUUAUUAUUAUUAUGAAUA